Apodemus sylvaticus (European woodmouse) is the source of this 2499-nucleotide messenger RNA. It is a transcript of the gene Ushbp1, whose product is annotated as USH1 protein network component harmonin binding protein 1. The record is from RefSeq and is a predicted model, not a curated record. The transcript has 13 exons. NCBI's taxonomy places the organism in Eukaryota, Metazoa, Chordata, Mammalia, Rodentia, Muridae. Bases 206 to 2239 code for a protein of 677 amino acids.
CCUCCCAGGCCGCUUUUGGCCAUCGCAGCCUCAGUAGCCAGCGGCCAGAAUGGCCGGAGAUCUGCCCCGGAGCUCAGGUCUUCCCGAGGUGCUCUGGAGAAGCAGAGAAGAGGGUCUCAGGGCCAAUCCCCGGAAAAAAAACCAAAGAGCAAGGACUGGAGGUGCUGAAGGCCGGUACUGAGAGCAGGCUGUAGUGACAGAGACCAUGAGUGCCCGGGCCACGCGGCCCCGAAGCCGGCGAGGGAGGCAUCCUCUGCCUGCGGAGCUGGACCCUGUGGCUGAGAGCUCAGAGGAGAUAGAUGCCCCCAAUGGAAACUCUGAGAGUAAACCUGAGCAGCGGCAGGGACACCUUGGUCCUGGCCUGCAGGGCCCUGGGAACCGCACCGAGGAGGAUUGUGAUGUGCGAUCCCAUGUGGUCCCACCCGCCCUCAGCCCAGAAGAACAGUGCAAGCCAGAGGUGGAAGCCCCCCAGGCCCCCCAAGAGGCACCCCUGGAUCCUGGCCCUGCAGAGAUACCAGCACCCAGUGUGUACGAGACCCUGCAGUGCAGGCUGAGCUCCCUUGAAGCAGUGGUAGCUGCCUGGCGCCACCGCUCCCGAAGCUUUCCAAGGCCCAGAGGCCCGGAGGCUCCAGAGGCCUUGGGUGAUGAGGGAGAAGCUGCUGGGCCUGGGCAGCAGGAGGCAGCUCGCGUCAUGGAGAGGAACGCCUGGCUGCGGCUGGCCCUGGGCAACCGGGAGGAUGAGCUGGCGUUCACGCAGGCGGCACUGCGGGACGCCGAGGCAGAGAAGGAGACUCUGCAGAGACAGGUGCAGGAGCUGGAGGAUUCCCUGAUGCAGCUGAAAGCCUCCCCGCCUCCCUCCACCCUCAGAGCAGGGCAUAGAAACAGCAACUCCAGCAGCUCUGGGGCCGAAAGGAGACCAUGGGCACCGCAGGACUCCCCCAUGGCUCACCCCUGUCUCCAACGCCUCCGGAGUGACUCCAGUACCCGGAGCUUUGCGUGCCUUUCUACACAGCAUCCAGCUCAGGAGAUGUACCUCAUGGAAGAACAGAUGGGGCAGCUCCAGGGGAGCAUUGAGACGUUGAAGUGCUUCAACCGCCUUCUUCUGGCUGUGCUCCAGGGUUACAAGGGCCGAUGCGAGAGCCUCAGCAUUAAGCUGGGCAAGCGGGAAGCUGAAGCCACAGCCCUGCGCCUGGCUCUGCAGUAUAGCGAGGACUGUGAGGAGGUGUAUGAGGCGCUGCUUGCUCUGAAGACGGCUAGCCUGGGAGCUGGAGUUGGAGCUACCCAGGGUGACCUGCAGGCUGCUGAAGAGGAGGCCUCUAGGCUGCUGGUGAAGAAGGAAGCAGCCAUGGAUGUAGAGACACCCCGGCCCAGCCCAGAGGGCAGUAGUGUGGACGCGCCUACACCAGAUGAACUGGCUGCUCAGCUCCACGCCUAUGUCCAGCACCUCCGGGAGCGCUGGGCUCUGGUGAAGAUCCCCGAAGCACUUGGCCCUGCCACUGCACCCAAGCCCACCAUGCCGCAUGCAGAAGCAACAGUGCAGGCCAUUCUGGAGACGCAGCCUGGCCCCGCCUUGCCCCAGCUGGAGAAGUCUCAGAUCCAGCAGGACCUAGCGGCUACCCGGGACAGCCUGGCUGACCUGGUACUGAGGCUGCAGCUCGCACAGCGCGAGAAGCGUGGGCUGGAGCUGCGGGAGGCUGCGCUGCGGGCCCAGGGCCCCGCCCACCGCCUGCUCCUGCAGCAGCUUCGCUGGGAGCGGGCUCACCUCGCUGGCGACGGCAGCAGUGGAGGCAGCAGCGAGGAUCCGAGCAGCGAGGAGGAGGAGGCCGGGGAGGACCGACCACAGCACCACCAGGGCCCUCCUGUCCUCCUGGGUGGUCAGAUGGGCAAAGUGUGGGACUCUGAGAAUGUGUCCCAGGAACUGUCAGCGUCCCUGGCCCGGGCAGCGGACCUGCGGGCACAGCUGCAGUGCCUGCGGCGGCAGCUGGAACAGGUGGCUCAGAAGGGCCGCACCCGCCGUGCUCAGAGCGCCGAGCUGCACCGGGAGCUGUGCAAGGCUCACAGCGCUCUGGCCUUGGCCUUCAGAGCAGCCCACCGGAAGCAGGAAGAGCAACGCCGGAAGUUGGAGCAGCAGGUGGCUCGGAUGCAGGCGCUGCAGGCAGAAGAGCUGGCCGUGCUGACAACCACCGCUAGGGCCCUGGGGAGGCCGGGAGCGCCCCAGCCAGCCCAGACUUUCCUGUAGGGCCCAGACCAGGCUGGCAUGUGACCCAGAGGUGGCCGCAGUGUCACCGUGUCCUGCGGUGGGCGCAGAGGCGGCCCAGCGGCUAAGAGACUCGCUCCUGCGGGGACUUGGGUUUAAGUGCCAGCCUCAACAGCCAUGCAUGGCCCCUGGCACUCCAGGUCAGGGAGCUCUGUCGCCCCCUCCUGGCCUCUGCAGGCUCUGUACCAAUGUUCACAUACUCGCCUCACACAAGUAAUUACACAAAAUAACAUACAACCGAA